CCCCCCAACACACACAGACACAGCACAAGACGUGCAUCAUAUCGAUCACAACUCAAGUCUCAGAUUUUGAGAGAAACCUGAUCGAUCUGUCCUAGCUUCAAAGAGAAAUUAACAAUGGUGGUGCCAUUGCUGGUCCUAGAGUACUGUUUGCCUCAACAAUGGCACACCCUCCUCCUGGUUCUCCUCCCUCUCCUCUUUCACCUCCUUGCAAGAAAAGGCCGACGCCUCCACCUGCCGCCGGGCCCGCCUAUGCUGCCCAUCCUCGGCAACCUGCACCAGAUGGGCGCGCUGCCCCACCGGAGCCUACGCGAGCUGGCGCGGUGGCACGGGCCGGUGAUGUUGCUGCGGCUGGGCGCGGUGCCGACGGUGGUGGUGUCGUCGGCCGAGGCGGCACGGGAGGUGAUGAAGGCGCACGACGCGGACUGCUGCAGCCGGCCGGACACUCCGGGGGCGAGGCGCCUGUCGUACCAACACAAGGACGUGGCGUUCGCUCCCUACAGCGACUACUGGCGCGAGAUGCGCAAGCUCUUCGUCGUCGAGCUGCUCAGCCUGCGUCGCGUCCAGGCCACCUGGUACGCCAGGGAGGCGCAGGUGGACAAACUCAUCGGCAGAUUAACCAGCGCCGGACGGAAACCAGUGUCCCUGGAGGAUCACAUCUUCGGCCUCAUGGACGGCGUCAUCGGCACGGUGGCGCUCGGGAACAUCUACGGCACGGAGCAGUUCGCGCAGAAGAAACACUUCCACGACGUGAUCGACGAGGCCAUGAGCGCCAAGGCCAGCUUCUCCGCCGAGGACUACUUCCCCAACGCCGUCGGCCACCUCGUGGACCGCCUCACCGGGGUCGUCUCCCGCCGCGAGAAAGUGUUCAGGGACCUCGACGCUUUCUUCGACGUGAUCAUCGACCAGCACCUCGACCCAUCGCGCGCCAUGCCCGGCAACGGCCCCGAUCUCAUCGACGUCAUGGUCGGCCUCAUGAAGGGGAACCAACAAGGCUCUCUCAGCUUCACCAGAGACCACAUCAAAGGGCUGCUCUCGAACGUCUUCACUGCUAGCGUUGACACGAGCUCGGUUACCAUGGUUUGGGCAAUGGCUGAGCUGAUGAGGAAGCCGGCUUCGCUGAAGAAGGUGCAAGAAGAGGUUAGAGCCGUGGUGGGCAACAAAGAGAGGGUGCAACCGCAUGACAUGCCUAAGCUCAAGUACCUCAAGAUGGUGGUGAAGGAGACGCUCCGGCUACACCCAGCAGUGCCGCUUUUGUUGCCGAGGGAGACGCUGCGGCACGUCAAGAUCUCCGGAUACGACGUGCCGGCCAAGACAAGGCUCUUGGUGAACGCAUGGGCCAUCGGCAGGGAUCCGUCCACCUGGGACAACCCUGAGGAGUUUGAUCCGGACAGGUUCGAGGGGAAAGAUGUCGACUUCAACGGGCUGCAUUUCGAGCUCCUGCCGUUCGGCGCCGGCCGUAGGAUGUGCCCGGGGAUGGCCAUGGGAGUGGCCACGACAGAGUUCACGCUCGCCAACCUGCUCUACUGCUUCGACUGGGAGCUCCCCGAGGGCAUGACGCCGGAGGACGUGAGCAUGGAAGAGGCAGGAGGGCUCACCGUCCAUAGGGAGAUGCCGCUCGUGCUUGUGCCCACCAGAUAUAACUGCCAGCGUUGAUCGAUCGAUCGAUCCAUCUAUCAAGAUGCUAAUAAAUUUGGUGCUGUUUGCUUUCUUCAGCUCGCCAUGAGUUCAGUCUGUACCUAUUAAAUUGUUUGUCCAAGAUUUGCUGUCAACUUAUUACUCAAACUCUCAA
Phragmites australis (common reed) is the source of this 1789-nucleotide messenger RNA. Its product is annotated as 4-hydroxyphenylacetaldehyde oxime monooxygenase-like. The record is from RefSeq and is a predicted model, not a curated record. NCBI's taxonomy places the organism in Eukaryota, Viridiplantae, Streptophyta, Magnoliopsida, Poales, Poaceae. Gene Ontology annotation, molecular function: iron ion binding; heme binding; oxidoreductase activity, acting on paired donors, with incorporation or reduction of molecular oxygen. The transcript is spliced from 3 exons. Bases 115 to 1653 code for a protein of 512 amino acids.